AUGACGGAUGAUGAGACUGUCCUCCUCGAAAAGGUUCACUCACUCAGCGACCUCGAGCUAGCUCUCCUGCUCAGCUUCACCGCCCGCCAACACUGCAUCAUCAGCACUCUACCCGACGUGUUAGACGAUCUAGUUCAAGAGUUACAGCUGGUAAUUGACCCCUUCUCCCUCCUCUCCUCUCUUCUCUCAUUCAGAAUCCCCGACACUGACACACACUCUCGCCAGAUCUCCACCAAGACGUUCGGUCUCCCCUGCGCCGUCGUAAACUGCGACUCAUCCACCACCCUCGACAGCUUCUCCUCCUGUCUUCUCACGCAGCAAGCCGCAGCACAGACCCCCACGGCGACAGCAUGGCCCAACACCACAUCCGACUACUUUUCGCUCCGAGAACGCCAUAAUGAGCAGCAGCAGCAGCAGCAGUCGUUUCCUUUCACCGCCGGCGGCGCCUCGUCUCCACGGAUAGCCAACGUAGUGCUAGUUCGCAAUCUCGACCGCGCCCCUCAACCCGUGCAAAUCCAGGCCCUUGAACUUCUCCGUUUGGGGCGCAUCCUCACCCGCACGUCCGCAUACUCGGUGCCCAAACCGUUCCUAUUCAUACCCGUUCUCGGUGCAGAGAGCGGCGGGCAGGCCCAUGUAGCGCGUCACGUGAACGAUCACUUCUUUCUCAGUCACUGGCACGACCCGGACGAGGGGCUAGUCAACCUCGACGGCGACGUUGACGAGUAUGGCUACGGCAGCAGCAGAGGAGAUGACGAUACGGCUUCUACCACGGAGAGCGUCGUCAAGACGAAUCCUGCUGUUUGGGACGUCCAGCAGGCAGAAGCAAUCAUAACACCAAACAAGGACAUUGACCAUCUCGACCGCCUCCAAUCCCAGGUCAACACCGACAUCGAAGUGACACGCUACCAAAACAACGUCAUCUCCUUUCUGCGCAUGCACCGCGCCGUAGCAGACGGCAUCAGCCCCGCCGCCACAAAGCACCUCGAACUCUUGUCACGGUGCCUCGCCCCUCUCCACGGUCUCACCUUUGUCACGCCGGGCCUUGUCGGCCUGGCCGCCGCAAAGGUAUAUCAGCACCGCAUACGCAUCACUCCUCCGGAAAAGGAGAGGAGCAUGCAGUGGGGGAGUAGGGUGGAGGCCGUCGAGUCCGUCUUGCACCACGUCGGUCCAGAAGAGGUUAUCGAGGAUGUGCUGGGACUGGUUCCAGCGCCAUUGUAG
Messenger RNA from Geosmithia morbida, 1218 nucleotides. RefSeq lists its product as uncharacterized. The coding region runs from base 1 to 1218 and encodes 405 amino acids. The record is from RefSeq and is a predicted model, not a curated record. The transcript has 2 exons. Lineage: Eukaryota; Fungi; Ascomycota; Sordariomycetes; Hypocreales; Bionectriaceae.